Messenger RNA from Desarmillaria tabescens, 3563 nucleotides. RefSeq lists its product as uncharacterized. The coding region runs from base 69 to 3224 and encodes 1051 amino acids. NCBI's taxonomy places the organism in Eukaryota, Fungi, Basidiomycota, Agaricomycetes, Agaricales, Physalacriaceae. The record is from RefSeq and is a predicted model, not a curated record. Gene Ontology annotation, cellular component: cytoplasm. Gene Ontology annotation, biological process: regulation of nitrogen utilization; negative regulation of transcription by RNA polymerase II; mitochondria-nucleus signaling pathway. The transcript has 4 exons.
CGGCCUCAAACCCAAGUUGCUCGCUGUCGACCACCAUCUCCAGGGCAGAGCGAGCCGUCCCCUACCCUAUGCUUCUCGCGCUCCCUAACCCAGUUCUCGCCGUCACUACCGACGUGCUCAGAGAUCUCGACGGCGAUGAAGCCCUAACAAGUCUUUGGUUCCUGUUUACAAAGUGCAAAAGCUCUCUGCAUGACGGCAGGCGUCUUGAAAACAUAUCUUGGCGACUAUGGCACCGGGAAAUGGCUGAGAUGCAGACUUACCGCCCACUCACGCCCGCAUCGCCAACCACAGAUGCCACCAGAUGUUCACCGUUUAAUUCCCACCCGCAGGCGGGUGAGAGAGUCGUCAAGACGCCCAAUGACCGAAUGCGCAUCGGCAAGCUGAUUGAAGACAUUGGGAUGAGCCAGCCCAUUACCAGCUGCGAAAUUAACGGAAACCAAUGCAAGCCCAGUAGCAACAAGGAAGGGCUCGAAGCCAAUACUGUACGGUCGUCAUUACCUACGCCGUCGGCGGACACGGUGAUAAUAUCCAUCAUCCCGGUGUGCGAUGCCCUUCAAGCCGAAGGAUCGGUCGCGCCAACUUCACCCGCUUCCCGCCGUCCGGCAAUUUCUUCUCUUCAGACCCCCUCUCCCAGUGCUACAUCGUUCCCACGUGUUGUCGUGGUUAACCCGACUCCCAACCCUACACCUCAUCCUACGCCACCAGCAACUCCAGUAUUGCCGUCUACCAUAUCAAAUUUGCCAUUACCUAAUAGUCCUCCCCAGGCGCCCCCUGCUCUCUCUUCUUCGUCAAGACCUCCUGUCUCCUCUCGUCUACCUCCAGCCUCCUCUACAUCUCGCCAGACUCAAUCCAUGUCUCUGUACCCACCUGCACCCACCGCUUCUGCCGCGUCCCUCAAACCGUCUGAGCGCAUGUUCUAUGUUGGCACCGGUUCUCCGUCUUCUGCAUCUGGCACUUCAGAUUCUCCGCCGGCAUCUGGGUCAGGCUCAUCCAGCUCGCCAUCAGCAUCCGCGACGUCAGAGCUGCCGACAGAAUCUGCCCAUCGUCCACGGUCCUUAUCAAGUGAUGGCCGCUCCAGCAGUGAGAGCAGCAGCAGUCAUACCGAUUUCAGCGACGAGCCCGAACCAGGUGAUGUCCAAUCAAGAUCAUCGUCAGGCGUCAGGCGUCGAAUCCAACCCAAGAAGAACUCAAAGUUUUUCGUACACGGGGCCCGUCAUCAUCACGGCAUCGGUCACUGGCCGAAUGGACGAGUUAGUUCCCUGAGUCAGAGUAAGGAGAAGGAGCGCGUGGACAGAGAAGAGAGGGAACGUUUGGCUCGCGAGAAAGCCGAGUUGGAAGGUCAGAGAAAACUGAGGUUGGAGCAGGAGGAGCGGACGAAACUGCAAGCGAGAGAAAGGGAACGAGAGGCCGAGCGGAGACGACAGGAAGAAGAGGCGAAAGAGCUGCAACGAGAGAAAGAAGCAGCGCGAGAGCUGGAGAGAAUGAAGGCUCGCGAACUAGCCAAAGAGAGGGAGCGUGUUAGGCAAGCUGAGCGAGAACGUGAGCUUCGUCGCCGAGCUUCCAUGGAAACCUUACCUCGACAGCCUGCCGUCGACACCGAGAUCUUCGACUUCAAUGAGGAUGCGUCGUCCGACCCUUUCCUUCCAGCUAGCGGUUCACAGCCGGAACUUACACGGACAUACUUUGGACUCAGUCGUGCUCUCAGUCCUCCGAAACCAAGUACCUCAAAGGGCAAAAGGAAAGAUCACGGUCGACGACAGCUUACAAAGUCGGGGACUGAUCUCCAGGCCAUGGUCAAGGAGAAAGCGACUGCUCGUAUGCAGAUGCAACGAUUGAAGGGCGCCUUUACGCCUCUGAGGAACAGUCCAUCGACGAGCCUCAAGGAAGACACCGGAGUACAACGUCCGUCACGCAAGGCUUCACGCGAAACUUUACCUCAAGCGCCUGUUAAGAAACAAAGUCCUCCCAAGCCACCAAGUGCGAAGGGUAAGGAGAAGGCAAACUCUCAGCAGCAGCAGAUUGGAGGAGGGCGUCCCAUCGUCAUCGUCGACGAAUCUGACGAAGAAACCGACUCUGGCGAGGAUGGAUGGACGUCUUGUGAUGACGAUAGCGCUGAAGUUGAGGCCGUUAUUAGUGAACCCGAGCGUAUAUCGCCUCGUCGUAAUGUACAACCCCCCCAAAAUACCCGACAUCCACCUUCCAAUACCACUACGAAGCCCCGAAACCCUCGUCGACAACAACCGCCGCCUCCGGACGCUGCUAAGCUGCAAGAUGCAGUAUUAGAAGCGGCACGGCAGCGCGAUAUGUUCGUCAAGGUCCCCAAGGGCAGCUAUACCAAUCUUAAUCGGACCAAUUCUGGCCUCCUUAGUCAACUUAUGAAUCCGGAUCCUGCACGUUUACCUCACAGUCAAUACCGCCGUGUGGAAUCUAGUGCCGAACUUGGCUCUGGGAACAGACACAUAGGAAAAGAUGCAGGACUACAGCCGAGCCAUAGUGCAGUGGCGUUACCCGUAUCUGCACAGAUCACUGUCGGAAGCGUGCGGGAGAAAGGAGAGGUCAAGACAAACCCUGUGGGCACAGAUCGAACUUCUCCAUCGGGGAAUAGUGGAUACCGGCGCAAAGGACGGCCGGAGGACGAGGAGAUGGAGGAUGAUUCCGAUGGGGAGGACGGCAAUCCACUGAUCGUUUCGAACAGUGUUGCCGAAGAGCGCCUGAGAGCCAUUUUUGGAAGUAGUCGAGGAGGAUCUGCACUUCCAGGAGUCAAAGGGAACAGGAGCGAGCCAUCUAUCCAACCUGUGCCUUCGCCACCGCCUAUACCAACACCCGCGAAAGACCUUCCCACUGUUGCUGAAUACGCUGAAUACGCACCGCUGGGAUUCCCAUACAAUUUACCCGUCGCUGCUAUACCUUCGACGCCACGGACGACGAGACAGAACAUGCUCAGGACGGAGAUGUCUGAGAGCGUUCGGCAGAACCUUUUGUGGUCGCGAUAUAUCCAUAAGCAAAGUGUACUGGGUCCCCGGAGAAAGAGUAGUCCGUCACUGCCUGAUCGUGAACCUAUCGCAACGAUUAAUCCCGUCGUCCAUCUGACGAAGCGGACCGACGGACGGCGGUCUGGUGGCGCUGAUGCUGAGCGGGAAGCGGUGCGGAGGGAACUUCAACGGGUGCAUCUGACACGGAACAAGAGUUGGGCUGCAGAAUAUCAUCCUACGCAAUGGGAUUAAUAUCUUUAGCCCGUGAUGAUGGAUAUGUCGCAUUGUUCGUUGUUGAUUGUAUCUUUGCUGAAAGUGUGGUCCUGGGUUUAUACUUUAUAUCCCUAUUUUCCCUGUCAUUUGUUUUCUCUUCUCUCAGGGUGGACACCUUCCUCAUUAAUGAUAAUCCUAGCAUUCGUCGGCUAUAUUGGCGACUAGUAUUCUACUUUUCUCGUCCUACUGCUUUGUACCUUUUUCAUUGUGUCUGUAUAAUAGUGUUGAAAUGCUUUCGGUAACAUUUGAUGUACUGUACAAUUACUCAAUCGGCGUAGUACAUAGUAAUGGAACAUAACAGUUAACUUCGCUUACUCA